This is a messenger RNA of Darwinula stevensoni, 1153 nucleotides long. The record is from the annotation of a GenBank genome assembly. Lineage: Eukaryota; Metazoa; Arthropoda; Ostracoda; Podocopida; Darwinulidae.
UUUUCAGUUGAUAUAUAAACAGUCUGAUAAUAUUGCUAUAUGGCAUGAACUGAAGGCAUUUACCUGAGGCAUCCAAGUGGGCCCCAUGAUGGAGUUGGCUGAUGAAUACAAAGGUGAAGAUGAGGAAGCUGGUGCCUCUCCUGGUCCUGUGGAGAGAUUGCCAACUGAGAUUUUAGAAUAUAUACUUUCCCUUUUACCACCUUACAUUGAUCUCCAAGUUUGUAAGAAAGUUUGCCAUCGAUGGAGGGACUGUGCACUUGGUGUUGAGUCAACCAGAAAGAAGGAGUUUCCUGAUGCUCUGACUGAAGGAAGAGUACAGUGGACUCACUCUGAUUCCUGUGUUCAGCUCCAAGCAAUAUCUAAAAGAUAUGGGCAUGCAGCUUGUGUUUCUGGUGGAUACCUAUAUGUCUUUGGGGGACUAACAGUGGCCAACACCUCCUUCAAUGAUUUGUGGUGUUUGAACUUGAAUAGCCGCCAGUGGACAAGAUUGAUUGUAACAGGAUCGUAUCCUUCUCCAAAGGGUCUCACCACUUUCCUACCAUUUAAAGAUACCAUUGUUCUUUUUGGAGGAUUCACUGAUGUAAGGAUACCAAUGAGGAUGUUCACAGAACUUCACUUCUACCAUGUCAAGAAUAAUCAUUGGAUCACAAGUGGUCUGGGAUCUGGCACUGGUGCUCAACGCUUUCCUCCUGCCAUGGCUGGUCAUUCAGCAACAAUACAUGGAAACCUUAUGAUUGUCUUUGGUGGCUGCCACCUUCACCCUGCUCAUCCUCUGCAGUUCAUAUCAAAUGAUGUAUAUUCACUGGAUCUUGGGUGCCUUACUUGGUAUCGACCUAGUGUGGGACAAGCAAAGCCAUCACCCCGAUACUUGCAGACUCAAGUGAAGCUAGAUGACCAUCAUUUGCUUGUCAUAGGUGGGCUGUACUACAAGGUGGAAAUAUGGUAUGAUGUUCCAUUCCGCACUUAUUCAGACGUUUGGAUGUUGUAUGUGGAUCCAGAAUCCCCUGAUGGACCAUGGGUAUGGAAAGAAAUGACAGUUAUUGAUAAACAGAUUGUGAAUCAAAAGGCCAUUAACCCUUUCACCUCUGAGUUAUAUUCAGGACCACAGCUGAAAGCGAUGAUGGAAAAUGAAUAUAUUCAGGAGCCACAGUGA